GAGAAAAAAAAAAAACAAAUAAUUUUUUUGUUUUGGGGACUAGGGAGGGGGAAAAAAAAAAGAAAAAAAAAAAGAAGAAGCGAAUUCAACUUGCAUCGUUUGAGGAGUCGGGCACCGGUCUGAGUAGCUCUCGAGCUGUGUAUCAUUAGCAAUGGAGGUCGAGAUCAAAGCGAUACUCGAUGAUCUUGAAACUCUCAAGCGAUCAUUGAUGGACACUUCUCAUCGCGCUUCGAUCAACCAGCUGCAAUUGCGAGCAGAACAUCUCGCUGAUCUUGCAAAGUCUGCACCUGUUCGACGAUCAAAAGUCAAGGAUAUGAGUGCCGAAGUGGUAGAUAGCAAUCCUUAUAGUAGGCUUAUGGCACUUCAGAGGAUGGGAAUUGUGGAGAACUAUGAAAGAAUACGGGAAUUCUCAGUUGCCAUAGUUGGUAUAGGUGGUGUAGGCAGUGUGGCAGCUGAGAUGCUGACAAGGUGUGGUAUAGGUCGUCUUUUGUUGUAUGAUUAUGACAAAGUGGAGUUAGCUAACAUGAAUAGGCUAUUCUUUCGUCCAGAGCAGGUUGGUAUGACAAAGACCGACGCUGCUGUCCAGACCCUAUCGGACAUAAACCCUGAUGUUGUGCUUGAGAGCUAUACACUGAACAUCACAACAGUGCAAGGGUUUGAAACCUUCAUAUCAAGUCUGAGAAAUAAAACAUUUCGCCCUAGUAAAGAAGGCAGUGGAGUGGAUCUUGUGUUAAGCUGCGUAGAUAAUUAUGAAGCAAGGAUGGUUGUAAACCAGGCUUGCAAUGAGCUAAAUCAGACAUGGAUGGAGUCUGGCGUAUCUGAAGAUGCUGUUUCAGGUCACAUACAAUUAUUAAUUCCUGGAGAGACAGCUUGUUUUGCUUGUGCCCCUCCUUUGGUUGUUGCAUCUGGAGUAGAUGAACGUACACUCAAGCGUGAAGGUGUGUGUGCUGCAUCCCUCCCAACCACUAUGGGAGUUGUUGCUGGGCUUCUGGUUCAAAACACACUCAAAUUCUUGCUGAAGUUUGGAAGAGUCUCCCCAUACUUGGGAUAUAAUGCUCUAAAAGAUUACUUCCCAACCAUGGAAAUGAAACCAAACCCUCAAUGUUCAAACAUAUCUUGUGUGGAACGACAGAAAGAAUACAUACUUGCAAAACCUGCUAGGGAUGCAGAAGCAAAAGCAAAAAUGGAAGCAGAAGCAUUAUCAGAGACAGCGGCCCCAGUUCAUAUUGAUAAUGAAUGGAACAUAAGUGUUGUCGAUGAUAGUGAAUUGCAGAGUGCAGACACCAAGAAUUCAGGUGCCCUUCCAGAAGGUCUUGUUCAUGAACUUCCAGCUGCAGAUGAGUUUCAAAAACCACCACCAGCUCCAGAAGAGCCCAUCUCUGUAGAUGACCUAGAAGAUCUUAGGAGGCAACUAGACGCCCUUAAUGCUGCUUGAUCUACAUCUCAAAACCUUGGGUCCUAAAUUUUUGCAGUGUCCUUUGUAAAGAGAAAAAUUUUGAAACCCUCAUUAUUGAUAUGGGUUUCGGGCAAUAGGUACCAUCCAACCAUCCUUUCUGCUUGAACAUUUUUUUGAAAUAUUGUCACUCUUAAAACCUGGAAGGAAUUCCAUACACCUCAUAACUGUACAUUUUCACUAUGUAUUAAAUUUUUAGUCUCCAUGUUAAGGUAAAUACCUUGGAGAUCUAAAAUGCUGUUUUGGUUUGAAAAAUAAAUCUUUUUAUUUUUUUUUCUUUCUAA
Molecule: messenger RNA, 1737 nt
Organism: Malania oleifera
Lineage: Eukaryota; Viridiplantae; Streptophyta; Magnoliopsida; Santalales; Ximeniaceae
Product: ubiquitin-like modifier-activating enzyme 5
Exons: 14
Coding region: 152-1435 (427 amino acids)
Biological process (GO): protein ufmylation
Cellular component (GO): cytoplasm; cytosol
Molecular function (GO): UFM1 activating enzyme activity
Source: RefSeq, a predicted model, not a curated record